Messenger RNA from Enterobius vermicularis (human pinworm), 747 nucleotides. The record is from the annotation of a GenBank genome assembly. Lineage: Eukaryota; Metazoa; Nematoda; Chromadorea; Rhabditida; Oxyuridae.
GUUAUGCUAACCUAUGACAGUAAGACAGUACCAAGUGAAGGUGGUGUUAACGUUAAAGUUGAUUUAAUACUGCAAGAUAUAUCAAGUAUAUCAGAGAUUGCAGCGAGUUUUACUGCCGAUGUACUAUUUAGUCAAAUUUGGCUUGAUCCCGGAUUAGCAUUUGGCAAUAUAACAGCAUGUUUGCCAAAUUUAACGCUAAGUCAUCGAGCAAUUGACGAUAUAUGGAUGCCGGAUGUAUGCUUUCAAAACAGCAAAUCUACCAAUGUACAUAAUAGUCCAACACCAAAUAUUUUUCUACUAAUUUAUCCAAAUGGUACUAUAUGGGUUAAUUACAGAGUUAAGGUACAGGCACCCUGCGACAUGGAUAUGACAUCAUUUCCUAUGGAUGUUCAACGCUGUACACUAACCUUUGAAUCCUAUUCAUUUAACAAUGAAAAAGUUCGGUUAGAUUGGUUUGAUACUGGUAACAAACUACCAGAUUUUCAACUAUCGAGAUUUACAUGGCAAAAACAAAAAUUUUACUAUCCAGCAGGUCAAUGGGAUCAGUUGAAAGCCACUUUCUAUUUCCGUCGUCUUUAUGGCUACUAUAUAUUACAGUUAUUUUUGCCAACAUAUGCAUCUGUUUUUAUCAGCUGGAUUGCCUUUUGGCUUGAUCCAUCUUGUAUGCCAGGAAGAACUACACUUGGUGUAUCGGCUUUAAUGGCACUCUCAUUUCAGGUCUCCAUCUAUAUCUCUUACUAUUUUUGA